CUCUUUUCUAGUUCCAUUCAUAUAACAUGUGUGGAUUUUUAAAAUGUGGUUUUAUACACAAUUACACACACACAUAUGUGGUUAUACAUAUAUACGCAUAUAUUUUCUCGCCCUUGGACAUAGCCAAUGCCAUGUCACUGUAUUACCGAGCACUAUUUUAUAAACUUGCCUCAAUGAAGGAUAAGUCCGAGGAAGAUAUAUAAUAUAUUUAAAUACGUAUUUUAUCUAGUUUUUAAAUGAAGAGACGAUGUGUGUUGACAAGUAAUGCGGCGUUGUCACUCCUUUAUUUAGAUUUAUUUUAUCGUAAUUAUAUUUAGGGCUACCGGUACAUGUUCAGGAAGCUUAUUAACAAUUAAAAUCUUUAAAAGCACAAACUUUAUCUGUACAUGGCGGAAUAGCUUUUUCAGACAGAUAGCUAGAUACACUAACUUAGUGUAGACAUACAUAAUAAUAUCAUACAUAGCUGUUUAGCAUGCUGUAUAUUCGUAAAUACACAGUAAGUAAAAUCACGUAGGUAUAUCCUACAGUAAUACAGUAUGUAAUCUGUAUUAUAACCUUCAUCCUCAUUUGUCAAAUAUAUUAAGUGUAUAAUCUAUGCUCAUUUGAUUUCCUCCUACACAAAACUUUGUGACAAAACAGAAUUUGACAACGGACAACAAACACAAACAUUGAUGCUUACCCACCGAAACGAUAAAAAUGUAAAACUUGAAAUAUAAAAAAAAAAUGUCAGUUAACGCCAGCCAGGAUAUACCUGGAUUGAAGCAAAAAAAAGUAUUUAAAAUUAUAGUUCUCGGUGAUUCAGGUGUUGGGAAAACUUGUCUAACUUAUCGUUUUUGUGAGGGCCAGUUUUUAAAUAAAUCUGAAGCUACAAUCGGUGUUGAUUUCAGAGAGAGAAUCAUUAAAAUUCGUAAUGAGGAUAUCAAGCUCCAGUUAUGGGACACUGCUGGACAAGAAAGAUUUCGAAAAUCAAUGGUGCAGCACUACUAUAGAAAUGUUCAUGCAGUUGUCAUUGUUUAUGAUGUUACAAAGCCAGAAACGUUUCAUUCUAUAUCAGCUUGGAUGCAAGAGAUCGAAUCCCAUGGCUUAAUGAAUGCUCCUAGAGUCCUUGUGGGCAAUAAAUGUGACUGUGGUACUCCUGAAUCCAGGCUAGCCACCACUUAUGCUCAGAGAUUAGCUGAUAAAUAUGGCAUGCCUCUAUUUGAAACAUCGGCACUGUUGGAUUCAGAAUGUGAUAAUGUGGAGUCAAUAUUCUUGACCUUAGCACAUAAAUUGUACUCUAAACAGCCAUUGAGAGUUAUUAGUGUGGCGGGAGAAGUCAGUAAGGGUGUGGUCACAUUGUCAAGACAGAGGAAAGUUGGUUGCAGUUCCGAUCAGAAUAGCUGUCUAUGCAACUGAAAAUAACAUUGAAACAUGAAAGUAUCGUCGGUCAGUUAUGAUCCCAACAUAAAUACAGGAAGGGAUCAAAUGAAACAUUUUCCGUUAAAUUAUACAUGAAUUAAUUUUGAAUUGCCUUAGCAAUUUUAUUUUUUAGGACUAAAACUAAUAGCUGAUUCGUAAUGUCAACAUCAUGCUGUCUCUCUCGUACGCCCACAGCGGCGGCAUGCUGUCAACAUGCGCAUAUAUUUAUUCGUUGUUUGAAAGGAUUUGACGGUAGGCAGCUGCUCGGCUCUGUCCUGGUAUUGCCGACGUCCAUGAGCGACGUUGACGACCCUCUAUCAGGUGAGCCGUAUGCUCUUCUGCCUAUAAGGGCAAUAAAAAGAUUUAAAAAAAUAUACCUACAACCCAUAGGAUUGAAAACGUUUCAAACUUUUUUUGAGCGGUUUUGUAUAGCCCUUGGCGUUUUUGGUAGUAAAAAAGUUUAUAUCCUUAUGAGCCAGUGUGAUGGCAACAUGUAACCUAACUUACUGUUCUUUAAAUAUUAUUGUUGGCAUAAAUGGAAUUUCUCAAAUAAGGCCAAUAACGGAAAAUACCUUUCCUAUAUACGUGUCGACUUUUAGUCACACACCAAGGUUCAAAGCUAAUUGGGGGGAAUAAUAGAGUUAGAAUAGGGACAAAUCUGAGAUGUCAAUACUUUUGUUGAGUUGUUAGAUUUAACUUUGUUGAACUGAAAAUGAGUUUUAUAUUAGAUGUUUAAGAAUUUUAAAUGGUUUCAUUUAGUCAUCAAAGUUUUGUAACUCAUUAAAGAUUUUAAGAAGUUAAUUACCUAAAGUUAGGUAAACUUACCUAACAACUAAAUAGUGCCAGCCUCUUCGUAAAAGUCUUGUCCCCAUAUGUAACCUGAUUCACCCCAAAGCCAAGAUGAAUCGGGUCAAUCUAGUUUUUUAAGUUUUUGUGUAUUGUAAUGACCUAUGUAUAAUAAUGCAUCGUACAUAAAAAAAUAAUUUAACCUCCGGAACUAUUUUAGUCUCAAUUUUAUUGGUGUUGCCCUAAAAAAAAUCAUUGAAACACUUGUGUUGGAUUUGGAAAGGGUCCCGAUUCCCCCCAAUGUACGGUAAUUACGUUUAUUAUGUUUAAAUUUUUAUUUAAAUUGUACAGAAAAAAAUUCAAAAUAAAUGUGACAUAAAAAAUAAAUCAAUUUCGAACCAUGAAUCCAUGAAUGGAUAGUCUAAAUCAGGACUAUCUAGUAGGAAAUAUAUAAAACUCGUACUAUUUUCAAUCCCCCAAAGAUGUAAUAAUCUUUACCUGGUUAAUAAUAAUACUGAUCUCACUGUAAAAAGAUAAAUAUGAGGCCAAAUGAAUUUAUAUGAAUUAACAUAGCAAUCUACAUAAUAUGCAAAUCAAUGUCUAUGAUGUAUUUUGUUACUUUAAUUUAAAUGUUAAGAUUCUACAACUUUAAAUUAUUAUAUUAUUGAAGAUUUAAUUUUUAUUAAAAUAAUGUUAUAUUUA
This is a messenger RNA of Bombyx mori (domestic silkworm), 2886 nucleotides long. RefSeq names its product putative Ras-related protein Rab-33. Gene Ontology annotation, biological process: Rab protein signal transduction. The record is from RefSeq and is a predicted model, not a curated record. NCBI's taxonomy places the organism in Eukaryota, Metazoa, Arthropoda, Insecta, Lepidoptera, Bombycidae. The coding region runs from base 724 to 1395 and encodes 223 amino acids. The transcript has 5 exons. Gene Ontology annotation, molecular function: GTPase activity; GTP binding.